AACAAAAAAUCAACGUGUGUGCUACCGUCGCGGUGCGCGGUUUCAAAUUUUCAAGAAUUUCCUAAAAAUUUAGAUCUAACAAGUAAUUUUACUGUCUGUAAUUUAUUGAAACAUGGAAGUAGAGGAGCCAAUUAAGGCGGCCCCGGUGGAAGCCUCGUCAGCUCCAGCGAAACUGCCGCAGAAACGAUUCUAUCGGCAGCGUGCGCAUUCGAACCCCAUCGCAGAUCAUACAUUCGAUUAUCCAGCUCAUCCGGAUGAUUAUGACUGGUCCCAGCACUAUCCAUCAAUUGGCGACCAACGGGUAGUGUUUGCCGACAUCGGUUGCGGCUACGGUGGAUUCCUGGUGACACUGGGAGAAAUGUUUCCGGACAAAUUUGCCGUUGGAAUGGAAAUCCGAGUCAAAGUAUCGGACUACGUGAUGGAUCGAGUGCAGGCGCUGCGGAAGUUGAACGACGGCCAGUACGGCAACAUCGCUUGCAUCCGCACGAAUGCCAUGAAGUACCUGACCAACUUCUUCCACAAGGGACAGCUGGAGAAGAUGUUCUUCCUCUAUCCGGAUCCACACUUCAAGAAGGCCAAGCACAAGUGGAGGAUCAUCAAUUCGGCGCUGCUGAGUGAGUACAGCUAUGUGUUGCGGCAGGGCGGGUUGAUUUAUACGGUCACGGAUGUGAAAGAUCUGCACGAGUGGAUGUGCAAGCACAUCGAACAGCAUCCGGCUUUCGAGCGGUUGACCGAAGAUGAGGUAAAAGCGGAUUUGCUAUCGGAAAAACUGCUUGAUAGUAGCGAGGAAGGCAAGAAGGUAACUAGGAACAAGGGAGAUAAGUUUGUUGCUAUUUUUAGGAAGAUUUGAAAAACACAUCUCUCGGACAUA
Aedes albopictus (Asian tiger mosquito) is the source of this 871-nucleotide messenger RNA. Its product is annotated as tRNA (guanine-N(7)-)-methyltransferase. Gene Ontology annotation, biological process: RNA (guanine-N7)-methylation; tRNA methylation. The transcript has 2 exons. Gene Ontology annotation, cellular component: tRNA methyltransferase complex. Lineage: Eukaryota; Metazoa; Arthropoda; Insecta; Diptera; Culicidae. The record is from RefSeq and is a predicted model, not a curated record. The coding region runs from base 113 to 850 and encodes 245 amino acids. Gene Ontology annotation, molecular function: tRNA (guanine(46)-N7)-methyltransferase activity.